Messenger RNA from Branchiostoma floridae (Florida lancelet), 3352 nucleotides. RefSeq names its product protein artemis-like. Gene Ontology annotation, molecular function: 5'-3' DNA exonuclease activity; damaged DNA binding. The record is from RefSeq and is a predicted model, not a curated record. The coding region runs from base 98 to 2263 and encodes 721 amino acids. The transcript is spliced from 15 exons. Gene Ontology annotation, biological process: protection from non-homologous end joining at telomere; interstrand cross-link repair; double-strand break repair via nonhomologous end joining. NCBI's taxonomy places the organism in Eukaryota, Metazoa, Chordata, Leptocardii, Amphioxiformes, Branchiostomatidae.
UUUAUGUUGGUGACCUCUGACCUUUUCAUGUCAAAACUUGCCCGCCAAACAGAAACUAACUCGUUUCCUUAAAUUUUAAUACUGUUUUUCUCCUAAAAUGAGUUGUUUUGGAGGCCGCAUGUCUGAGUAUCGCUAUUUGUCAAUCGAUAGAUUUGAUGGAGAGAAUCUGGAGUCCUGGGCUUUCUUUCUUUCGCAUGCACACAGAGAUCACAUGGUUGGGUUGGAUAAUCCCGGCUUCCUGUCAAGAUUAAAGGCCAGCUUGAAAACUCGACUUUACUGCUCAGACAUCACCAAGGCCUUACUGCUGACAGAGAAACAGUUUAAACCGCUGGAACCGUAUAUUGAAACUGUAACAGUUGAUACACCCACAAGUUUAACAGUCACAGAUGAAAUUACUGGGAAGGAACACAGUCUGCUGGUGACCCUUCUACAGGCAGGCCACUGUCCUGGGUCUGUCAUGUUUCUGUUCGAGGGAUCGGAGGGUACAGUACUGUACACAGGAGACUUCAGACUGCCUGUGGGGGGCGCAGCACAGUUUCAACAUCUACAUCAGGGGGACAGACUUAAGAAUAUCCAGAGCCUGUAUGUUGAUACCACAUUCCUGGUCCCAGAGGCAAAGUACAUCCCCUCCAGGGAGGACUGCUGCACAGCACUGAUCAAUGUGGUGCAAAGCUGGAUCAGCAGAGGUGCCCACUAUGUGGUGAGGCUGAACUGUAAGGCCAAGUACGGCUACGAGUACCUCUUCAUAGAACUCUGCAGGAGAUUUGACAUGAAGGUACAUGUAAACAACCCCAGUAUCUAUCAGGCCAUUCCAGAAAUCUUCCAGUGUUUGACCUCUGAUCCGUCAGAGACACAGAUCCAUGCCUGCAGAUGGCUGGAGAGGUACCAGAAGGGUCGGCACCCGCUGCCCUGUAAGUACCGCCCCCCUCCCCCACAUGAGCUGGAGGUCAUGAGUGUCACACCCUCCACCAUGUGGUUCACAGCUUAUGCAGGUCCAGGGGACGUCAUCAGGAAAGGCUCCAGACAUCAUCACAGAGUCUGUUUUUCUUUCCAUUCUUCUUAUACAGAGAUCCGAGACUUUGUGGGGUAUAUCCGACCAAAGACAGUCCAUGCUAAUGUAGCACCUGUGGGAACAACCUUAGAGGAGGCAGAGGACAGGUUACGAGACUUGACGAGAAGUGUCCAGCCAGAGUCAACGCUAGUUUCUUACCAGCCACUCGGGUCCCUCAGGUUACAGAGGGCAGCUCUCAAGAGAAAACAGCAAGAAGUUGUCCACAAGGAUGAUGAAAACUUGUUCAGUGAUGAUGAUGACACACCUCCGCUGCAAAAGAGGAAAAUCUUCAUCUCCACCAAACCACAAAUCCCUGUCGAAGCCAACACCAGCACUAAUGGUGCUGAUCCAAUCUCAGUUACCAAUGGUAAAGACGAAAUAACCACUGAAGCUCAGAAAGACACAGCUGUGUUUGUUGCAUCAAAGACUGGGAAGAAAGGGGAGAAGAGCUUAAAUCCUACACAAGGGAUGGAGGGCAAUAUUGCAAAGCCUGAUAAUGGAGUAGAUAACAGAUGUGAAAAAUCAGAUCCAAAACAGUCAGACGAUGAAGAGGAAGAGGACUAUGGACCUAAAACAGGCAGUCAGCCAUCCUACAUCAGUGAGGGAGAGGAGGAGGAGGAAGAGAUGGGGGAAGGGGAGCAAAUCAGCAAAGACAAGAAUGCAGCUUUGGAAGAAAACCAUGAGCAUAUCCUGAGCCAAACAGGCCUUGCUUACACUGAUCUCAAGAAGUCUCAAUUUGGGAAAGAUGAAGUAGGAGAUAUGCAAUUAGAAAAUGAAGCAUUUGAAGUAAAUGGUACAAAAGAGCCCUCACAUUCCCUCACAAAAGAGCCAAAAGAAACCUCACAUUCCAAUAUUGGACAAGGUGAUGCCCUGGUGCCCUGUAUUGACCUGACAGAACAUGAUGAUGGACACCAGGGCACGUCUUUAUCACAGCAGAGUGUAGAAAGCACCCCAAGUGUUAUCCUAUGCUCCAAUAGCUCACAUCACACAGACAACCAGGAGUUACCCCUGUCACAAGGUAGUUCUCGCAGUGUGGUGUCCUGUCCACUCACCCCUACACUAUCAGACUCCCAGGGGUCAUCUGACUUUGACAUAGACUCCACGCCGGGGACCCAUAAGCCGUGUGCCUCUGAUCUGGUGACUCUACACAGGCAGCUUGCUGAAGGGGUUACACCCACACUUAAGACUGCUAAGAAGUCUAUAGAAUUCUAAGUAUGAUGCAUUGUAUGUACCCCUGGGAAUUCUGAAACAGGCUAAGGUGGUAGCUGUGCAGGCAAAGAGUAGUGAUUGUACCCAUCUGUCUCUUACCCUGUUUUCAGAGGCUUUAGGGUUAUCCAUGGUAAAGAAAAUACAUGUAACGUUAUGUAUCAUUUAUUUUUCUAUUUUAUACGUCUAUAUAUAUUUUUAAACAACAUUGCCCAAGUGCACUUAUUGAUACAGUUUUUCAAUGAUUCCUUGCUUCUGUUAGCAUUAUGACUCAUCUAGACCAUUUCCUUCUCAAAAUCCUAUAUUAUUCUUACCCCUCUUACAAACCAUUGGAAGUUUUUCUAUCUCCCAGAAAAAGCUGCUACCAUUUAGAUCCUUGAUGCUGCUGACUUUCCUGGUAAUCUGUUAUAAUGAAUAGUGCAUUUUGUUCUCCAGAUACAUGUAAAAUAAGUCAUCAGACCCUCAUCAUUAUCCAUGUAAACAAAUUAGUAGUUUCAGUAACCCAGAUGGGAUUGUUGCACUCCACAGUGUUUUGUUGUUCACAUCGAUCAGUUCAAUAGCUGUGCAAGAUUAAUCAUUACGCUGCACCUGUAUUGUCUGUGUGCAGUCAGGUGAUUGCCAACCUCAUUAGUAUUCAUCAGGUGGUUUCUCAGAAAGUGAAAGGAAACCCUUGAGCAGUGGUGUGAAACCAGAUUGAUUCCGCCAGCCUGGGUUUGUAUGUGCUAUUGUCAGUCCCACCAACUUCAACGUCAGUGAAUAAUGAUUCGCCUCAGAUUUCAGACUCUGGGGGAUAUGUAUUGAUAAAAAUGUUACAUAUUUAUCUGUUGCUACCAUGUUGAAAUGUAUUCACAACACAGACUAUAGAAUGAACUUGUUUCUAGAAUGUCAGUUUGAUUUGAAGUUUAUAGCUCCAAAGUGCAAUAUGUUGUUCAAUGACAUGUAAACUGGUGCUGACUGAUCUAUGGUCAGAGAAUGUAUGUCUGGGAGCUCGGGUGACAUUUGAUAUUUUGUAGUAGUAAACUCUAAAUGUUUGAUGAUCAAUUACCUUACAGAUUGCCCUUUGUACCAUGCAUUAAACUGCAUCAUGCUCACCCA